Messenger RNA from Botrytis deweyae, 2444 nucleotides. RefSeq lists its product as uncharacterized. The transcript has 4 exons. Bases 205 to 1758 code for a protein of 517 amino acids. NCBI's taxonomy places the organism in Eukaryota, Fungi, Ascomycota, Leotiomycetes, Helotiales, Sclerotiniaceae. The record is from RefSeq and is a predicted model, not a curated record.
ACAAAAUUGAUAAUACGCCCCGAGCCCGUGUUCUAUUCCUUCUCUUUCAGAACUUGCGGAUCAAUGUUUUCUAGAAUCCUAAAAUCUUCAUCUUUCUAAAUCUGCAUCAAAAUCUUUACAUUCUCUCAGAGUCCAUAGCUAAAUCUAGCCUCAGACGUGCAUCAAAACUUUCGAAAGGUUGUGGCACCACGAACUUCAACCAUUAUGCAAGGCGGCAACCUUGAACUUCUUUUACAGAUCCUAGAAGAUUAUGGCAUACCUUUUGAUCGUAAUGCAAUCAAAUCCGAUUAUGCUCGUAGUCCAGCUGCGGUUGAAGCCUGGAUUUCAAAAUACCUUGGUCCAGAAACACUAUUGACCAAGGAUGAAGUUGCACUAUACGGGGUACUGUCACAAUCAGGAGAUGCAGACAAAGUAGCAAGUUUACCAAAUUCAUCGAGUAUAUCCGAUCUGAGUGAUGAACAACUCCAUACCGCUAUCGAGGAAUUACAACGAUCUACUACCGCGAUUGAAAAACAAAGUGAAGCACUCCGAUCACAACAAAACGCCCUGGCUUUAAUUGUCAAGAACAAUAAGAAGGUGGGAGUAGCUCGAACAGAAGUAGAUGCAAAACAGCUACGGAAAUGGGAAGCAGAAAAUGGUCAGGUCUCCUCAGCAGUGGAGGAACUGUCUCAAAAUUUGAUGUAUCAGCUCUCGGACUUGGAGCAACAAAACAAAAUAUCACAAUCCGAUGCCAAACAGACAGUGGACGAGAUUUUCAAGGCGGAUGAUAGACUAUUGGCAAGUUUGCAAAAGCUUGCAGAAGAGCUUGAUCCUGGAUCUUCAGAAGAUCAUGAUACUAUUUCAAGAAUACGGGAUCUUUGUGCGAGGUACAUUAAACAUACUGUCGAUGGAGUUAGGACAAAGCUUGACCGAAUAUACCUCGAGGCUCUUAAUGGUACUUCUGGUGCAGAUCCCCUGAGUGGAAACAAGCAGGAAGUCGCCGAAUUACAAGAAGAGCUCGAAUCAUUAUAUUCCGAGGUAUUACCUGUGGCUCAAAUGUCUGCCGAACAGCAAUAUUUGGAACCAGCAUUACGGGAAAUCGCUGCCAAAGGAGAUUCGGGUCAAGAUCGAGCUUACCAAGCUUUGAAAUACAUGCAAGAAUGCCUUAGUUUUCUCGUCAAGCGUACAGAGAUAUAUGCAGAACAUAUUGAAGAAUACCAGUGUCAUCAGAUGGCCACUAAAUUUGCAAUAGACACCGGAAAGAAAGAGCUUCAACAUCAAGCAGCUUCACAGUCUAGCAAAUCCAUCACACGUCAACGACAAAACUCUCAGGUACAAGCACAAUCCCGUAGUAAUCGCCGACGUUCUUCAAUGUUUGAAGAGAUGGACGCCGAACAACAAUUACUUCGCAAUUUAGGCAUCACACUGCCCAAUGAAAGCGAUACUGAUGACGCGCGGACUGAAUUUCUGGAGAAAUCUCUUCAAGAAAGGACAGAGAAACUUAAGAGUCACAUGGCCAAUCUUGAGUUAACAACUGAAACCACCAUAUCUUCACAUGUGCAUAAUGCCGAUGCCACAAUGAAACUUCUUUACAAUGCCCUUCAAGCUGAUUCAGUAUACGGGGAGGUUCAACUACUUGAUCCAGAUAUUGUAUCGUCAUUCAAUACAUUUGAGGAGGAAAUCAAGAAUUUACAGGAAAAUCUCGAGGCCGUAAAUCUACAAAGGUUACAACUAAAGAAUGUUCAUAAAGAGCAGCUGAUAAAACGUUGGUCAAGGUGACCAUUUGUCUGAGCGAGAAAGAGGGAAGCAAUAGAGGGUGUUCCCUUGCAAAGUGGAUUAAAAGUCGAUAUUCGAGGAGAUACUCUUCAUUAUAUCAAUCACAAUUGAAGACUUCUUAAAGACAUUACUCUUAGGUUUCAGAUGAUAGUGGCAGAUGUCACCAUCAUCACGUGUUUCGAUAUUGGAGGGGUCCACGGUGAUAUCUUACGAUUCAAGCUUGUGGUGGCCAUGCAAAAAAUUGAUCCCGAAAUGCAAGGGCAAGCACCACACGUGGCUUACUAUAUAGGCUUCUUACAUGCAUGCAUGAGGGAGGCUCAUUCCAAAAUCAUCUUUAUUGAAGUUUUUUAUCAUGUUGGCCACUCAAGUCUAUCUAAGACAGCAAUCGAGUCAUAUAUCCGCAGUCAUGCACGAGACUAACCAAGAUCCUGUAGCCGAGAUAAUCAAGUAUUCAUAGCCUUUCAAUCAUCAAGGGUACCUGCGUGACACCAUCCCUCUGAAGUAAAUAACCCUUAUCGCUAGGAUUGUGGAAUAUAUAUAGGUAGGUAUGGCUUAUUGGAAGUUUAGGGUUGGAUGUUAUGUUAGGUUGAGGGGAGAAGAGGGGGAAUUCUUAGAGGGGAAUAUAAUAUUUUGAGAUUUUGAUUGAGAUUUUGAUGGUGGUUUUGAUUUUGAUUGUAGGUAUGGUUAGU